UGAACCAGGAUUCAAAUGUCUGCUGAUUAAAAGUUAAGCUUAACUUAACUUAAAUUAAUGGUGAAAAUAUGGAUAAACUGGGGGCUGGGUCUAUUGCCCCGCGGUCGGAUUUUGGCGCUGUCACAGAGCCGGGACAAAUAGUAGUUAUGUAAACAGGAUGCGAAUUCCGAUGGUCAAGUCACUCUAUCCUAAGAUAGUAUGAUAUGAAUACAAUGCGGUCCAAUGUUUACCAUCCCAUGCACAAUACAUUGUCGUUCGAGUGGGUUCUCAUGACGAACUUCGGGUAAUAGUUGCUUAGUAAGGUGUGUUCCUCUGACACGCCGAACCGAGGCACCCACCGGGUGCUUCCCCCGCGCUUCUCAAGGGGAGCGAUUGAUGCUAUCGUAGAUCUUCUUCUCCCAGUCCCUAUACCCUUAAUAUUCCGCCAGUCGAAAUAUAGCCCUGGGCCACAGUGCAGAAGUUGUUAUCACCCUGUGCCCUCCUGAGGCCAUGUCAGACUCCGUCGGUACGUCACCUUAGCUUCCCCCUAUUUGCUCAUGUACCAAUUUGUUGACCUUGGACCGCGGAAAGCAGACCGAGUAUUCGCCCACGCAUUACAGACUGUUCGGAAGAUACCCAAGACCGGAUCCGCACGCCCGCCACCUGAGGACCGACUGAAGCUGUAUGGACUCUACAAGCAGAGCAUGGGUGAGUUGUUUCGUAGCUUGAGCUCUGGGCCCGGGCGCUGAUUUCCGGCAGAGGGGAAUGUCAACGGGGUUAUGGAACGGCCAUCAGGGUACGGGAAUGAAUCGAAGGCCGAAAAGGAUAAAUGGUUUAGCUUGGCUUCCCUUCGCGUGGGAGCGGGGAUGAAGUUUAUGCUAACGAAGCCUCUAGGGAUGCAUGGAAUAACCAGGCGGGGCUUUCCAAGACUGAAGCGAAGAGGCAGUACAUCACGGCACUGAUAGAGGUUUGCGGUCCGUUGCUCGCAUUUUUUUGGUGUAGGGAGUAGGGGGGGGUGGGGUGGUUGGGCUGUGGGGAUGAAGGGCGAGUGCUAAUGGAAUGCAUCAGACAAUGCAUAAAUAUGCCUCGAAUACUCCGUAAGCCCCUAAGUCUUCCUCGGUUCCUUACUUUAGACUAAUUUAAGCCUCCCAGCGAAGCACGGGAGCUUGUAUCAGAGCUGGAAUUUGUUUGGGAACAAAUAAAGUUAAAUGUUUCCUCCCUCUCAACGCCUUCCUCAUCUACCUCCCCAUUUGCUCAGCACUCAUCGGCUCUUAUUCCGAUGCCUUCUGGCUCAUAUCCCGAUUUCGGCGGCGAUUCGCAGCAUCACCUGGGCCUUGUCUCCCCCAAUCCCUUUGGCGAAGACGAGUUUGACGACGAGGAUACCGGCAUAGACACCGACCACCGAACUAAUCGUAAAUGGCGACGGCGUGUGGAACAGGCACUGGCCAAAAUGGCAACCGAGGUAGCCGCUCUCAGAGAGCAGCUAGAGACUGCGCGUGCCCAGAAGAGACGCGGGGGGUUACGGAAUUGGGUGCUGUGGGCCAUCUACGUCGUUGGGCGGCAUUUGGUUAUUGAGGCGGUGUUUUGGGGGUUAGUCUUUUUAUGGAUGAGAAGGAAGGGUGAUAGGGUUGCUCAAGAUGCAUUAAGACUUGUGAUCCGAUUUGUCAGGGAACGGUUGAAGUUGGGGAGCGUUCGAGGGACGAGGGGGGUCAGGGCUUCCUACUGAAUCUCUAUGUUUACGGCGGCCUUUUCUUUUUAUCGUACCUACGGCGUCACGGGAGUUCUAUUUACUUUUUUUUCUCACUGCCUCUUUUGAGUUUUAUUUUAAUAGAUCACAUGUAUAUAUCGAUAUGAUAUGAGUUGGCUAGAUACCCUUGGGUUAAUACCAAUGGAGUGAUCCCUUCCAGUCUCAAUGUUUGUAGUAAUGAGUUGGGUUGUUAUUUAAUUCUAGUAUAAAUUUCGGGGGAGUUUUUAUUGAUGGUCUACGAAUUUAUCCCGGACGAGACAAGGUGUCAGGGAUAUUGCAGUCACAGAGCCCGGAACUUCUUACCCCGGGCUUUCAUUCCUAUCGAAUCUUUACAUUCAUGAUACCAGCACUCCACGAAAGAGAAAC
This is a messenger RNA of Tuber aestivum (summer truffle), 2092 nucleotides long. NCBI's taxonomy places the organism in Eukaryota, Fungi, Ascomycota, Pezizomycetes, Pezizales, Tuberaceae. The record is from the annotation of a GenBank genome assembly.